Caenorhabditis bovis is the source of this 957-nucleotide messenger RNA. Lineage: Eukaryota; Metazoa; Nematoda; Chromadorea; Rhabditida; Rhabditidae. The record is from the annotation of a GenBank genome assembly.
AUGGAGUCCCACAUAGAUAUUCGCCUCAAAGCCUACCGUUUCGUUGCAUACGGAGCUGUUGCGUUUUCCGUUACGGCAGCAGUAUCUCUUUGCCUCACCCUUCCGAUGAUGUACGCUUAUGCGCAGAACACAAAGUCGCAUAUGGCCAAAGAGUAUUCGUAUUGUUCGAGUUCCGUGCAUGACAUGUGGUCAGAAGUAAACACUGCUAAUGUACCACAAAACAGAACCGCUAGAAACGCAUACGCCGGAGGCGGUGGUGGCGGAUAUUCAGGUGCAGCUGGAGGCGGUGGAGGUGGUUAUGCUCAAGGAGGAGGCGGAGGCGGAGGCGGAGGAGGCGGCGGCUGCCAGGGUUGCUGCAACCCUGGACCACCAGGACCUGGAGGGUCUCCAGGAAAACCUGGAAAGCCGGGAAAACCGGGAUCACCAGGAAUGCCUGGCGCUCCAGGAAAAGGGGCUGCUGCCCCGUGUGAGCCAUCCACACCGCCACCAUGUCAACCAUGUCCUCCUGGACCUCCAGGACCCCCAGGACCCGACGGCAUGCCAGGACCAGCUGGAGGACCGGGACAGCCAGGAUCUCCUGGUGCACCAGUUCCACCAGGCCCGCCGGGACCUCCAGGACCGCCAGGUAAUCCAGGAAACGACGGACAGCCGGGACAGCCAGGAGGACCAGGACAGCCAGGAGAGAGCGGCUCAAGCGGAAGCGCCGAACCAGGGCCUCCCGGACCGCCAGGACCAGCAGGACCACCAGGACCAGAUGGACAGAGUGCUCAAAGUGGGCCAGGAAUGCCAGGACCAAAAGGACCACCCGGACCAGGAGGAUCUCCAGGACCAGACGGAAACCCUGGACCACCAGGACCACCAGGAAAUCCAGGAGGAGCAGGAGAAAAAGGAAUAUGUCCAAAAUACUGUGCCAUCGACGGUGGAAUCUUCAUCGAGGAUGGAACUCGUCGUCGUUAG